Aphanomyces astaci is the source of this 990-nucleotide messenger RNA. RefSeq lists its product as hypothetical. The coding region runs from base 17 to 961 and encodes 314 amino acids. The transcript is spliced from 3 exons. The record is from RefSeq and is a predicted model, not a curated record. Gene Ontology annotation, cellular component: extrinsic component of mitochondrial inner membrane. Lineage: Eukaryota; Oomycota; Saprolegniomycetes; Saprolegniales; Verrucalvaceae.
GCAAUUUUUGACAACGAUGUGGCGGAAGGCUGUGCCGUCGCGGCGGCGAUGGAGUGCCCUCUCCAUCUUGGAACGACGCUGUAUGAGCAAAGAUGCGGCACCAUUGAAUGCAUGGAACUUCCCGUGCCCAGUAUGCGGCCAAAUGAAGGCUGGCCAUGUCCUUACCUGCUCGGCCACAUGCGAGUCCACUUUGGCCACCGACCACGCCGACACUCACGCGCGUCUUCUCACACUGAAGGACGACUUGGAGUGCGCUAGGUCUCCGGACGUGCGUGCUUUGUUUCAUCAGUUGGAAACGCAAGCGCUGCCCUCGUCCACGACAUCAUGGGCCGACAUGCUUGCCGAUGCUGGCGUUUCUUCGCAUCUGGCCCAUGACCCUGCCGUCACUCGGUUGAUUUCCGCCGCGUACUCGUAUCCUAUGACCCUUCGCCACUAUUUGCCAGCUUUGCUUCCUUCCAUCUCUUCUUCCAUUGACGCAGCACAUCGCGUGUACAUUCUUGGCGCGCGAGCUGAAGCCACCAUGCCGCGCCACCUCUGGACCCCAUUGCAUCCGUGGCGACUUGACAUUUCCCUCAUCGGCAACCACGUGCCCGUGAUGCGCUCGACUCCUCCUUCCCCGCCAUCCUCCUCAUUGAACCUGUCGUUUCACAACGGACUCUAUCACGACCUCGACCUGCCAUCUCCGCAUGCGUUUGUCCUGUUCAACCCUGGCCUCGGCCAUCCCGCGCUGCGCUCCCAGUGGCGGCCCACCCUCGCGCGGGUCCUCGAGUCUCACCGUCCGAUCCUCCUCACAUCCUUUAGCGACGAAGAUCUGCAGCGCGAUGUCCGCGUCCUCGAGACCGCCGGUCGGCGCAUCGACAUUGCCGAGAAUCCAUUUGGCAGCACCAAGGCCUCGAUAGACCCGAUGCAUCUGGUCGCCUCCCCCGUCCAUUCGAAUCGAUUUGUGUGUGUAGUACAUUAGCCUCGUUACUCGUCCUUGUCGUGUUUGCG